Messenger RNA from Oncorhynchus tshawytscha (Chinook salmon), 2425 nucleotides. RefSeq names its product keratin, type II cytoskeletal 1. The record is from RefSeq and is a predicted model, not a curated record. NCBI's taxonomy places the organism in Eukaryota, Metazoa, Chordata, Actinopteri, Salmoniformes, Salmonidae. The coding region runs from base 1 to 2304 and encodes 767 amino acids. The transcript has 13 exons.
AUGGAGGAUAUCACCCUGACCAAGUGGUUUAAGGUGAAAGAAUACGACCAGAAGAGUGAGCAGCGGUCAGAGAAACACAAGGGACUACGGGGACGCAACAACGUUACUUCCUGUCGGAGCCCAACCAGAGAACUGGACACACGGUGGAUCAAGAAGGAGCUGAGGCGGAAGAGACAGCAGGAAUUCAAUAUAAGACGAUCAGUCAGCCCAGAAAGGGCCAAAGACUCUGGAAAGGUCAAGGACGACAGUUGUGUCAUCUGUGACACAGCCAAGUCAGAGACGGUGGGGGCUAAGGUCAGCGUGACCCCUAAGUCAAAUCUGCAUGGGUCACAAAGAGCAAAAGACUCUGCAAAGGUCAAGGACGACAGUUGUGUCAUCUGUGACGAAGCGAAGACAGAGUCUUUGCAGUGUAACAUCAAUUGGCCUAUGCCCCCUGGGCUUAUGUCCGAUAGAACCACCCACCUCCACCUUCACCACCUCGACCAGAGAACCACCCACCUCCACCCCAACCACCUGCACCUCGACCAGAGAACCACCCACCUCCACCCCAACCAUCUGCACCUCGACCAGAGAACCACCCAUCUUCACCCCAACCAUCUGCACCUUGACCAGAGAACCACCCACCUCCACCCCAACCAUCUGCACCUUGACCAGAGAACCACCCAUCUCCACCCCAACCUCCACCCUGAAGACGUCCACCCCGAGCAGAGAACUAGUCCAGCCCAGGUUAAAAGCCUUGACAAAACAACCACCCACCUCCACCCCUACGUCCACCCCUACCUCCACCCCUACGUCCACCCUACCUCCACCCCUACCUCCACCCCUACCUCCACCCCAACCUCCACCCCAACCUCCACCCCUACGUCCACCCCUACCUCCACCCCUACGUCCACCCCUACCUCCACCCCUACCUCCACCCCUACCUCCACCCCAACCUCCACCCCGAGCAGAGAUCUAGUCCAGCCCAGGAAAAAAGCCUCCACGAAGAAAGAAAAGGGCAUCCUGAAGGGCACAGGAGGUAAGAAGACACAGCAAGAAGCCAACACACAAACAGAAUCUGGCUAUGUUACCGUCAAAGAAUCUGAAGUUAUUCAGCUGGAUGUUUACUUGCAGGAGGCUCUAUGGAGAGAGGAGGGCCUGAAGAAGAAGUUGGCUGUUCUCCAGAAGCGUGGCUCCACCCUGCUGCGAUACUCUGACAACCUAUGGGCUACAAGCUGCAACGAAGACCUCCUAAAGAACAAGAUCAGAGCCUUGGAAACACAGCUGCAAGUCUGUCUGCAGAAACAGAAGCUCCCCUUGGAUGGAGUGAAGAAGCUGGUGCUACAGAUGGAGAACCAGAAGGGAGCGUAUGAGGAGAAAGCCUUGGAGGUCAUCCAGAGGGCUACAGAGGAGAAAAGGGAAGCUCUCAGCCAGGCCGAGACACUCGAGAUGUUGCUGCAGGCAGCCAGGGUGGAAGCGGCGCAGUGGCAGGGUCUGUGUGAGGAAAUGAAGGAGAGCUCAGAACAGCUGAAGAAGAAACAGGAGAUCAGCUCUGAACAGGUUCUACAACUGCAGAACCAACUGGAGCUGGCCAGGGGUCAGGAGGCGGGGCUGAGGGAGGAGCUGGGGGCAGUACAGCGAGUGGAGGAGGAGUUACAGUCCAACAUUGUUCUGCUGGAAGAACAGAACCAGAACCUGAGGGACCAGAUCCAUGAGAUGAGAGAUGCCAGAGCUGACACUCAGGGGGUGUCCCUGGAUGAAUCCUUGGCCCAGUUGGAUGUGUCGCUGGAGCAGUCGGAGGAGGAGGAGACCCUGGCCCAGUUGGAUGUGUCUCUGGAGCAGUCGGAGGAGGAGGAGACCCUGGCCCAGCUGGAGCGGACCCUGGCCCAGUUGGAUGUGUCUCUGGAGCAGUCGGAGGAGGAGGAGGAGGAGGAGGAGGAGACCCUGGCCCAGCUGGAUGUGUCUCUGGAGCAGUCGGAGGAGGAGGAGGAGGAGGAGAGAGGAGGAGACCCUGGCCCAGCUGGAUGUGUCUCUGGAGCAGUCUCUGGAGCAGUCGAAGGAGGAGGAGACCCUGGCCCAGCUGGAUGUGUCUCUGGAGCAGUCGGAGGAGGAGGAGACCUUGGCCCAGCUGGAUGUGUCUCUGGAGCAGUCGGAGGAGGAGGAGACCUUGGCCCAGCUGGAUGUGUCUCUGGAGCAGUCGGAGGAGGAGGAGGAGCUGAUUGUAUCGUCACAGCAGAAGCAGCUAUCAUGGGGAGAUGGAGAUCAGGUUCUGGAGCAGCUCCGUCACGCUCUGGACCGAUUACAGCUGAAGGAGAGGGAGUGUGAGGAGCUGCAGAACGAUCUGGAAGCCGUGGAGGCAGAGUGCCAGUCGUGCCAGGUCCGUCUGACGCAGUGCAGGGACGAACUCCGACAGCUCAGCCACCGACGCAGCAGCAGGGUGUGCAGC